AUGGCUUCGUCAAUCCUUCACUACUCCCGACCGCCGAUUCUUAGACCACAGCAGCACACCAACUCUUCCGCAGCCCGACUCGAUACUAACUUACCGCGUUUCAAUGUAGCACCCGUGCGGAAGCCUUUCAAGGUGCAAGCCACCAGCACUAGGGGUAAUAACAGCAGUGAUAGCAUUCCCAGCCGUCAAGACCGCAGCAGCUCUAGCGAUGGCCACAAUUCCGCGAAACCCUCGACAUUUUCCGGAAAUCUGCAGUCGCACGUCCAAUCAGCAGCUUCGCGGGUUCUCCUUCCCUCGCUGCUCGCGGCGUCGCUUCUUACCACCGAGGCCCUGCUGCCACCUCAGCAGCAGUCCAUGCUUCCAAGUCAGCAGUUUGCUGAGCUGGCACCGCUGUCUGGCGCAGCAGUGGAGCAAACGGGAGCUGUGGCAGAGAUAUUUCGCGGAUCUGCAGCUGACGUGGCAGGGGAGGGUCUGCGGUACUACCUGGUACUACUUAGUAAGAACAGGCGAAUCAGAGUGAGAAGCGUGGGGCUUGACUCACACCAACCCCGCAGACAAGGCGAACGUGCAGAGCGGAUUCCCUCCCCCCCCACUCCUGCUGUGCCCACCCCUCGCAGAUACUACUUAGUAAGAGCAGGCGAGUCGGAGUGGGAGGCCCUGGGCCUGAUUCACACCAACCCCGUCGACAAGACGAACGUGCAGAGCGGGCUGUCAGGGGAGGGGAAGAAGCAGGCGGUGGAAGCUGCCAGGAAGCUGCGCAAGAUGGACGCCUGCGGUGGAGGGUGCUGGAUCUGGCCGUCCAUUUCUCAGCGGGCUUAUCAGACGGCUGAGGUUGUCGCUUACGUAAAUGGCGCCGAUUACAGCCGCAUCGUGCCAGAGUACAGCUUUCUGGACGCCAGGGGACUGGGGGCGUUUGAAGGACAGCCGCUUGAGAUGAUGAGCGAGAUCUACCUAGAAGACUCUGUGUCGUCCAGGUGGCGACCGCCCCCCUUCACUGACGGCACCCCCCAUGAGAGCGUGGCGGAUGUGCUCGUGAGGGUGACGCAGCUCAUGUCGAUCCUUGAAACACAAUACUCACGAGAUGCGGUGGUGAUCGUGUCACCGGACUCUGAUUGUCUCUCCGUGCUGCAGUCUGCUCUGAUUGGGAAGGAUCUCAGAAGUCACAGCGACUUGUACUUUCAGCCUGGGGAGGUGAGGCAGGUAGACAUCAGCAACAACGUCCCCCCUCCUCCCAUAUCUGGCCUCAUCUCGCUCAAGAAAUAG
Molecule: messenger RNA, 1263 nt
Organism: Closterium sp. Naga37s-1
Lineage: Eukaryota; Viridiplantae; Streptophyta; Zygnematophyceae; Desmidiales; Closteriaceae
Source: the annotation of a GenBank genome assembly